Molecule: messenger RNA, 1416 nt
Organism: Magallana angulata
Lineage: Eukaryota; Metazoa; Mollusca; Bivalvia; Ostreida; Ostreidae
Exons: 3
Coding region: 1-1221 (406 amino acids)
Source: RefSeq, a predicted model, not a curated record
AUGUCUGACAAUUGCUGUGUGUCUAAGGCCCUGUACGUGGGUCUGUGUUGUUAUAUAGGGACACCGACAGACGUGACCGUCAGGAGGGAGGUGAUGGACAUGGUGGAGAUGAUAAUGAAACCUGUACAGAUAGAUAAUGGUAUGAGAAGGAUGGAGAGUGGUAGUUAUAGGGAAGGUUUUAGGUUUAAUUCUUCUGAUUUCGACACGAUGUUCUGGAUUACCAAACAUAAAGUGAUAACUGACCUAUCACAGUCCAGUGUUUAUGAUCUAUCAAAACAUUCAAUUAUUCUCAUGGAGGACAUUGAAACACCACCGGGGUUUGUCAGACUACAACUUCUGACGUCACCACUAGAUAGAACCAUUGAAAAUCCGACGGUCAAAACAAUGAUUGAACCAGUUAUAUGUAACAGUCUUCUCAGAAUAGAACCACUUCUAGGUCAUAUCAAGAGUGCUGCUGAUACCGAUUUUUGUAUCAGAUGGGAAAUACAUGAGAAAAGAUUUUGUCCUCAAAACAUAAGGAAUAAUUAUCUCAUACUGAGGUUUAUAACAGUUUUGAUAAAUCAAUCAUUUACAGAAUAUGAGACAUUAACAUUACAGCAAUGUAUGGCAGAUGUUUUAGUUGCAACAGCAUUUAUAAAUCUCAGUACUAGUAGUUUAUUAGAUAGUACAAAUAAGAAAGUUUACCGAUCAGACAGACUUACUAGUAACUUGUUGAAGCUAGCAGGUAGAGUGGGUGGUGUGUCUUGUUUGUUGUAUCUUGCUCUGUAUUACUACAGAACAUCUAGAUAUAGAGAGGGUCUUUAUGUUACAGCUGUGGUUAAAUCAAGACUCACUCAGCCCUACAUCUUGUAUCACACAGUAGACCGAGAAAGGUACAAUGAAUAUGUGGCUGGUUGGUCUCUGACUAAACGUAUGAAGAAAGCUUGGGUAUUCGAAGUACACAUGUUAAGCGUGUUAUGUAACUACAGACUAGGUAACCGGUCCCAGUGUCUACAGUCACUGACAGACCUACAGACACUGCUGCUCUAUGAUGACGGGAGAUAUGUACCUUUAGAUCUUAGAGAUAUCUCGUGGCAGAUACUGGGGAUCUGUCAACACGUUGUGGGGGACCUACACGGGGCGUUACAGUCUUAUCAACAGUCAAUGAGACAGAAACCAUGGAACAAAUUACAAAAUGCCACAAAAUAUAGAAUAGCAUUAGUUUUAAAUCAAUUGAAUUAAGUGAAACUGAACGUAACAAAAUAUUUCAUAAUAUUAGUUGAAAAAUAGAAUUGCAUUAAUAAGACUGUUUAUUAAUCUACCAGCUAAUCUUGCAUUUGGAUUGAUACAAAUGUUUUGGGUGGAUGUCUUGAGUAAAAAAAUAUCAGGCAAUGAAAAUAUGCAAUUUGCUGAUUGUGUGUAACAUGUGAGAAACAU